AUGUGUUUGUUCGAAGACAUGAAAAUUGAGAAAGAAGAAAAACGAUACGAUAAAUCAAAACAAAAUGCUCAAACUCUUGGCCUUAUUGGGAUUUUUGCCUUAACGAUCUCGGACACUGGGAAUCAACUGAUUUUGGGAUAUGGAUGCGAUGAAAUAAUUUGUCAAUUCUCGAUUGAUGUCGAUGAGAAAAUGGUGAACUAUGUGGACACUGAUGCUUUCAUGUCGCGAUUCGCUGCCAUUGCCACCACACAGCACGCAAUCGAUAACCUCGAAAAGAAUAUUGGAGACCUGGCUGAAGGUUUCAGAAAUAAUUUCACCGUAAUCUACGAGGAUAUCAAGCCAAAUUUUGAUGACUUUGUGGAGAAGAUGACAAAUUUCACGACAUUCCUUGAUGACACCGAUAAAAAGUCGACGAAAUUGAACACAGAUGCAACUCAAGCGGCCAUCGACGCUGAAUGUUUCUACCGAAACCGCACUCAACCAUGGGUGUGCAAUGGAAAAGGAUUUGAG
Mesorhabditis belari is the source of this 510-nucleotide messenger RNA. Lineage: Eukaryota; Metazoa; Nematoda; Chromadorea; Rhabditida; Rhabditidae. The record is from the annotation of a GenBank genome assembly.